Marasmius oreades (fairy-ring Marasmius) is the source of this 459-nucleotide messenger RNA. RefSeq lists its product as uncharacterized. NCBI's taxonomy places the organism in Eukaryota, Fungi, Basidiomycota, Agaricomycetes, Agaricales, Marasmiaceae. The transcript has 5 exons. The coding region runs from base 1 to 459 and encodes 152 amino acids. The record is from RefSeq and is a predicted model, not a curated record.
AUGGAAUCAGGUCAAAGCGCAUUCGACGCCGACGUUUCGAUGUGUACAUUGAUAGGAUUCGCCUUUUCCUUGAGUACCAAUAUCAUCGUCACAAGUCUGAUAGCUGGGCGUAUCUGGUGGAAUGCUCACCAGCUCUGCAAGCUUCUUGUGGGGACUCAACCUAGUCGGUUGUAUCGUCGAGCAAUAGCUAUAAUCGUCGAAUCGGGUGCGAUAUUUUCGGCUUCUCUCUUAAUCCUCCUAGUGCUCUACUCUUUGAAAUUCAACGCGGUGUAUGUCUCUGAUUCCAUUGCCCAAAUUACGGGUAUCGCGCCGACAUUGAUAAUAGUUCGAGUUGGCAUGGGUUAUUCUGUGGACUCCUCGGAUAGCAGAGACGAUCAAUGGAAUGACUGCCAAACUCAGCCCCGGACGGAACUUAGUACAAUGCAAUUUGCGAGAGAAGGCUCGACACAUAUCGUAUGA